AUGAAUAAACAAAGCUGUCUGAAAGAACAUUACUUUGAAAAAUUCUUAUAUGGAAGUGGAAACGAUCAUAUUUCCAUGCCUAUCUCUUCACAUCAAGAACCACAAAUUAAUAGCCAUGAAUUUACAAAUUAUCGCAAGGCACUUUCUUUACUAAUUAAUGAAAAUCCAGAUUUUUCGUCUCUUAAUAAAACUCAAUUGAUGGAAAAUGUACCCGAAAAUUAUGAUUGGAUUGGAAAUGGAAGCAACGAAAUUGACAGUGGUAUUGUUCCUUCAAUUAUUGAUUCGAUUAUCGAGAAAGAAGUUAAUAAAAGACUUCAGCAAUCACAAUCAUUUGUUGAUGAUGAAUAUGAUAUCACAGAACAGCCAGAUUUAAGUCUUUUAUUUAAUUAUGCUAAAGAAACAGCUGCGAAUCUUUCGGCACCAAUAAAUGCAAAUAAAGGAGCUGAAAUACAACAAUUAAUUAUGUCGAAGCCAGAUCAAUCUUCAGGUUGCCUUACAACAAGUUACAAUAAGUAUAAUCAUAAUGGAAAUGGAUUCGAAGAAUUUUCUGAAGGUUUAGUUACGUCAGGAAAGCGAGGAUUUAAUGAUUCAAGCGUUGAUAACCAAACGUUUUCCAAUUAUAAUAAUAACAAUUGCGAAGACGAGGAUGAAGAUUUUCAACAAAGUUCAUUUAUCAGUGCUAAACAACAAUUGAAUGUUAACAAUCAAAAAAAAAGAUGUCACACACCACAAAACCGACGAGGACAACGUUCUGCUAAUAAAAAUUAUCUACCAGGAACAUUCAAAAAGAAAUUGCCGUCAAAUCAAGAUCAUAAGUUACCUAAAUUCGUGUCUCCGUUGUUAGGAACGAAAAUGUAUAACGGAAAUAAAAAUUCUACAAAGCGAAAUAAACUCAAUCCUAAUAUUGAAAGUGACGAAGAAAGACUAAAAAAUAUUGAUCCAAAAAUGAUUGAAAUGAUACAAAAUGAGAUCAUGGAUCGGUCUCCAAAUAUUACUUGGAAUGAUAUCGCUGGAUUAGAACACGCGAAAAAAACGAUUCAAGAGGCUGUAACAUGGCCAUUGUUGAGACCUGACAUUUUUACAGGAUUAAGGAGUCCACCUAAAGGGUUAUUAUUGUUUGGUCCUCCAGGGACGGGGAAGACUUUAAUUGGAAAGUGCAUUGCUAGGUACUAUAUUUUCUAUCAGAAAGCUUGCGUUAAUAGAAAUCUUUGGGUAGAAAUUGGAAUCGAUCCAACUCUUGCAGUUAAGAUUUAUCAUAUUGCCUUGAAUAAUAUUUUCAAAGUUGAAAUCUCUAAUGAUCAUUUUCAUUGUAGCUCCUCAUCGUUGACUUCAAAAUGGGUUGGAGAUGGUGAAAAAAUGGUUCGAGCUUUGUUCGCGGUUGCAAGAGUAAAUCAACCUGCUGUAGUUUUCGUGGAUGAAAUUGAUUCGUUACUAACACAAAGGACUGAUGGAGAAUAUGAGUCAUCAAGACGGAUCAAGACCGAAUUUCUUGUUCAAUUUGACGGUGUUAAAACUGCGAGCUUAGAGGAAGAUCGAAUUCUUGUUGUUGGUGCAACAAAUAGACCACAAGAAAUUGAUGAAGCAGCGCGACGUCGAUUUCGUAAGAAACUUUAUAUUCCUCUACCAGAGAAUGAGGGAAGAUUUACAAUUGUGAAGAAUUUGUUAUCAAAACAAAAGCAUCUUUUAACAGAUGAGCAAAUCCGUGAUAUCUGUGGGAAAACAGCGGGAUAUUCCGGAUCCGAUAUGGACGGACUUUGUCGAGAGGCUGCAUUGGGACCUAUACGCAUUAUAGGUGAUAUUAGGACGAUUUCAGCUGACGAAGUUCGUCCGAUAAAUUAUCAAGAUUUUCUAGAUGCAAUAACUCAAGUACGAGCAAGUGUUAGUGAUCGUGACCUGGAAUUAUAUCAAAGAUGGAAUCAAGAAUAUGGCAGCUUAUCAUAA
This is a messenger RNA of Funneliformis mosseae, 1941 nucleotides long. NCBI's taxonomy places the organism in Eukaryota, Fungi, Glomeromycota, Glomeromycetes, Glomerales, Glomeraceae. The record is from the annotation of a GenBank genome assembly.